UGAAUAUCAUGGUCUGCCUUUCUACCCGACAAUGUCUGCCAGGAAUGCGAAUCCGCUGAAGGUUUCCCUUUUGAAGCACAUCCAUAAACUCAUCGAUUGUCUGGUCAACAUCAGAGAUGAGAGUGGCGAGUUCCUUAUGACUCUCGAGGAUGGGAGGGUGAUUGAUACCAAGGGCUGGAAUGACUGGGAGUGGACUCAUGGAAUCGGGCUAUACGGCCUGCUCAAGUAUCACGAAAUAACUGGCGACAAAGAUGCACUGGAGAUAUCCCUGGCUUGGUUCAAAGAGCGGUUUGAGAUUGGCACAACCAAGAAUGUGAAUACGAUGUCUCCACUUUUAACGGCGGCCUAUCUUCAUGAAGCCAAAAACGCUGACUUUCUAGUGCAUAUGGACUCAUGGGCUGAAUGGGUCAUGUACGACAUGCCCCGGACAGAGGAAGGCGGUCUACAACAUAUCACAUAUUUGGUUGUUAAUCAUCAGCAACUUUGGGAUGAUACACUUAUGAUGACGGUGCUUCCAUUAGCCAAAAUUGGCUUGGUUUUGGAUCGUCCUCGUUAUGUGGAGGAGGCUAAAAGACAGUUCCUUCUACAUAUCAAAUAUUUGCAAGACAUCCAAACAGGUCUUUGGUUUCAUGGCUGGACCUUUGACGGACGACAUCAUUUUGGUAAAGCUCGAUGGGGCAGAGGAAAUUGUUGGAUCACUGUAGCGAUCCCGGAUUUUAUCGAGAUGCUCAAGCUGUCAGAAACGGACGGAAUACGACAAUAUUUGGUCACCUCUCUCGUCGCGCAAAUAGAUGCAUUGGUGAAGCUUCAAAACCAGGCGACGGGAUUGUGGCAUACUAUUUUAGACGAUGAAACUUCGUACCUGGAGUCAUCUUGCACUGCGGGAUUCGCAUACGGUAUACUAAAAGCGCUUAGACUCAGGCUCCUACCCAAAGAAGAACGCUAUAUGGAUUCCGCAAAGAAGGCGAUACAAGGGGUGCUUGCAAAUAUCACGCCAGAAGGAGAACUGAAGCUUGUGUCGUUCGGUACGCCGGUGUUCGACGAUAUUGAGGAGUAUAAGAAAAUACCUUUGACUAGCAUGCCUUAUGGCCAGAGUUUGGCGCUAUUGGCAUUAACCGAAUAUCUAAGAACAUUUGUAUAGAAUUCACGUCUAGCCUUUACUUACCUUUCGAAGUCUCGAGGAAGGCUGUGAAAAACAAGUUAAUGAUAAUUCUUGUCAAAAACGUAGCAGGAGCCCAA
This is a messenger RNA of Lentinula edodes (shiitake mushroom), 1239 nucleotides long. RefSeq names its product glycoside hydrolase family 105 protein. Lineage: Eukaryota; Fungi; Basidiomycota; Agaricomycetes; Agaricales; Omphalotaceae. The coding region runs from base 32 to 1141 and encodes 369 amino acids. The transcript is spliced from 7 exons. The record is from RefSeq and is a predicted model, not a curated record. Gene Ontology annotation, biological process: carbohydrate metabolic process.